Molecule: messenger RNA, 2138 nt
Organism: Belonocnema kinseyi
Lineage: Eukaryota; Metazoa; Arthropoda; Insecta; Hymenoptera; Cynipidae
Gene: epsilonCOP
Product: coatomer subunit epsilon
Exons: 3
Coding region: 37-939 (300 amino acids)
Biological process (GO): intra-Golgi vesicle-mediated transport; endoplasmic reticulum to Golgi vesicle-mediated transport; retrograde vesicle-mediated transport, Golgi to endoplasmic reticulum
Cellular component (GO): COPI vesicle coat
Molecular function (GO): structural molecule activity; protein binding
Source: RefSeq, a predicted model, not a curated record
AUAACGAGUAUAACCACCAUAUGUCAGUGUGGCAAGAUGGCACGUCAGCAGCAGAGCGAUGUCGACGAGCUGUUCGAUGUAAAAAAUCAUUUUUACAUUGGAAAUUAUCAGCAAUGUAUCAACGAGGCACAAAAAGUCAAGCCCACAUCUCCAGAGGUGGCACUAGAUCGAGACGUUUUUUUGUACCGAGCCUACAUAGCACAACGCAAAUUUCGAGUCGUUAUAGACGAGAUCAACAAUUCAUCUCCACAAGAUUUGCAGCCACUAAAGACGUUAGCAGAAUAUUUUGCGUUUCCUAAUCGACGGGAAACAUUGUUGGCCGAAUUGGAUCAAGCCGCUAGUAGAUCUAAUGCAGAUAAUCACAAUUUCAUGAUUGUCGCUGCUACUAUUUAUUACCACGAAAAGAAUUUGGAAUCUGCUCUGAGAGUUUUGAGAAAUUCAGAUCAUCUGGAGUGUCUUGCGUUAACUCUACAGAUUUAUUUGAAAAUGGAUCGUUUAGACUUGGCUCGAAAGGAACUUAAAACUAUGCAAGAGAAGGAUGAUGAUGCGACCCUAACACAACUUGCCCAAGCGUGGGUUAAUAUUAGUAGCGGAGGUGAUAAAUUGCUGGACGCCUACUACAUCUUUCAGGAAAUGAUUGAUAAACAUACAAGCACAAGUAUGCUAUUAAAUGGCCAGGCGACCUGUUUCAUUGGUCAAGCAAAAUAUGACGAAGCGGAAGCCGCUUUGCAGGAAUCGCUGGACAAAGAUAGCAAUAAUCCCGAUACGUUGAUAAAUAUGAUCGUCCUUUCUCAGCACAUGGGAAAGCCUCCAGAGGUGGCAAACCGCUACUUGAGUCAGCUGAAGGAUUCGCACCUGGAGCAUCCUUUCGUCAAAGAAUAUCUGCAGAAGGAAGCUGAAUUUCAGUCGCUCGUAACUCAGUAUUCAACUUCCGCUUGAAUUUCCCAAGCACUGGACAUUUCAUGGAUAAAGUUCAGCUCUCGUUUAAAAUUAAGACUUGAGACUUGAGUAAUGAAGCGUUGGGCGAUAAAUUAUGCGGGAUAUCGAAAGAGGGAGUAUUUUUAAUCAAAAAUACUCUUAGAGAAGAGGUAAUGUACAUUUUUCUUUCUUUCCCGAGAGCAUUGUACAUUGUUUUUUCGUAAAUUGCAUCAAACGCAGACUGAGAAAUUGUAGAAUCGUUACUGGUGCGUAUUUAAUAAAUUUUAAGAUUGUAAACGACAGGUAAAGAAAAAGAAAAAAGAUACUGCUGCCAUUUUGUAACCGAUUUUAGAUCCUUUAAGAAAGAGUGAAAAUUUACAAUUUUUCAGGAUAUAAGCGUAUUAGUUAGUCUAUCUUUCAAAAUGCGAGGUCAGAACAAUUUUCCAGGAAAGGGAUUUUCUCAAGCUAAAAGUGCGUUUAUAAUUUUCUAAGAGGUUUCAAUUGCCAUCGGAAGAGAGAAAUCCUUUUUUAGGGAGACGUUCCAGCAAUUGCGAAUUUCAUCUAUGAAUAGUCAUUCGUAGAAUUCAGAAUAGGGUUGGGCAAAAUAACAAGUGGACAAAUAUUUGAAAAGCAGAUAAUUCAUCGCGAGUUGAUUCAGAGUUCAGUAUCUUUGGUUUUUAAUUUUUUCAUGGACGUGUCUUCUAAAAUGGGAAAUGGUUUCUUUGACGAAAAAUCAUUGCGGCUGUGGUGAAAUCCAAAUUAUUUGUCCCCUAUUUUUCUAAUCUUCUAAUUUUCUAAUACUAUUUUUCUUUUCUUUGUUAAUAAUCCAAUUUUAACUCCUAGCGCUUUAAGUCUGAAAUAUGUUAUAUGGAUUUUUUAGCAAUACAUUUUGUUGCAUUUGUAGAUUAGUGUUUAUAAUUUUUCUUGAAUAGAUAUGAAUUUAUGAAUCUAAGCUAAGAAAUUAUUAUUCGAUGUACGUGUUUUAUAUAAAAAAAUCCUGCAUGGAGAACGGAUUUUGUACUUUUGAAUAACGGAAUUUGGAAAAUUGCACAUCAGUGUCUUUCAAAGAGUUGAUUUUGUCCGCCCUUAAACAAGUGACAUGGUCAUUGUAUCACUCCGAAGAACAAGACUUUUUCGUCAGUACAAUAAUAUUUCUUGUACACAGAACUUAUAGGCACAAAGAUUUAAUAAAGCUUACAAAGAGUGAUAUCAAUAUUAAA